Sesamum indicum (sesame) is the source of this 1924-nucleotide messenger RNA. Its product is annotated as Metallopeptidase M24 family protein. Gene Ontology annotation, molecular function: manganese ion binding; metalloaminopeptidase activity. Lineage: Eukaryota; Viridiplantae; Streptophyta; Magnoliopsida; Lamiales; Pedaliaceae. The record is from RefSeq and is a predicted model, not a curated record.
UUCACUCUGUGUAAAGCCAAAAAACUGAAAUGGCUUCUCCAUCUUCUCUCUCUCCGCCGCAGGUCCCCAUGGAACUACACAUGGUGAAUAGAAAGAAGCUCUUACAUUCAUUUCGCGAUAAUCUAUCUCUAUCCUCUCGCCCUCUCCAUGGCUUUGUCUUCCUCCAGGGUGGCGAAGAGCAGAAUCGGUACUGCACUGAUCAUACUGAAUUGUUUAGACAGGAGAGUUAUUUUGCUUACUUGUUUGGAGUGCGAGAGCCUGGGUUUUAUGGCGCAAUUGAUCUAGCAAGUGGGGAAUCAAUACUUUUUGCUCCGAGGUUACCUGCUGAUUAUGCAGUUUGGUUGGGAAAAAUUAAGUCAUUGUCCUACUUUGAGGAAAGAUACAUGGUUGACUCUGUACACUAUACUGAUGAGAUUGCAAAAGUUUUGCAUCAGCGAUACCGAGGACCAGGAAAACCAUUGCUUUAUCUCCUGCAUGGCCUCAAUACUGAUAGUAACAACUUUUCCAAACCAGCAGACUUUGAGGGCAUUGACAAGUUUACAACAGAUCUAAAUGCUUUGCAUCCCAUUUUGACGGAAUGCCGCGUCGUAAAGUCAGGGCUAGAGCUUGCUCUCAUACAGUAUGCCAAUGAUAUAAGCUCUGAAGCUCAUGUUGAGGUUAUGAGGAACACAAAAGUAGGUAUGAAAGAGUAUCAACUAGAAAGCUUGUUUCUCCAUCACACAUACAUGUAUGGUGGUUGUAGACACUGUUCAUACACAUGUAUAUGUGCAACUGGUGACAACGGUGCAGUGCUCCACUAUGGUCAUGCAGCAGCUCCGAAUGACAGGACUUUAGAAGAUGGAGAUAUGGCAUUGCUUGACAUGGGAGCUGAAUACCAUUUUUAUGGUUCUGAUAUCACAUGUUCCUUCCCGGUAAAUGGAAAGUUUACACAUGACCAAUCCCUUGUAUAUAAUGCUGUCCUUCGUGCACAUAAUGCUGUCAUAUCGACUAUGCGACCUGGUGUAAGCUGGGUAAAUAUGCACAAAUUGGCUGAAAGAACUAUUCUGGAAUCACUGAAGGAAGGAAAUCUCCUUUUUGGUGAUGUUGAUGCUAUGGUUCAUGAGCGACUAGGUGCCGUUUUUAUGCCCCACGGCCUGGGACACCUUCUGGGAAUUGAUACUCAUGAUCCUGGGGGUUACCUAAAGGGAGCGGAAAGACCCAAAGAAGCUGGACUCAAGUCUCUGCGCACGAGUAGAGAACUCUUGGAGGGAAUGGUGAUAACGGUGGAACCUGGAUGUUACUUCAUUGAUGCCUUGUUACUUCCUGCAUUGGAAACUGCACAAACAUCAAAAUAUUUCAACCAUGAGCAGAUCCAUAGAUUUAGAGGUUUUGGUGGGGUUCGAAUUGAAAGCGACGUGUAUGUUACUUCGGAUGGUUGUGUGAACAUGACCAAGUGUCCACGAGAGAUCCAAGAUAUCGAGGCUGUGAUGGCCGGUGCUCCUUGGCCAAUUAAGAAGACAAGUAUUCCUUCUGUGAAUGGGAAAGUUUAACCUGUCGGUUGUCCGCAUGCAACUCUCUGUCGUCUCUGCCAUUAUGCAGGAACAAAUAUCUCUGUGUCUUUCAUUUUCUUUCUGCGUUAACAGAGUGACUUGAGUUAUAGAUGUUUGUUUGUGAUCUUAAUUUCAGUAAAGCCUUCAAUCAGUGAAGCAUUCCUGAAGCAGAUGGUCUGUAAUUCUGUUAUAUUGGAAAGUAAACCCACGUCUUGCACUGUAACUUUGGGUUGGAUACUGUUAGCAUACCUUCUGUAUACAAGGAAAUUAGAAUCCUCUCCUGAUGAGGGUCGAAGCAGUUGAUGAGGGGUGACUAGGAACCUAAAUAAAGAGGCCGGAGGUCGAUUCAAACCCACAUCUCAAAGUAUGUAUGUUAAAUAAUAGGGUAAAUUACA